Sciurus carolinensis (gray squirrel) is the source of this 2994-nucleotide messenger RNA. It is a transcript of the gene Tmem117, whose product is annotated as transmembrane protein 117. Bases 383 to 1927 code for a protein of 514 amino acids. Lineage: Eukaryota; Metazoa; Chordata; Mammalia; Rodentia; Sciuridae. The transcript has 8 exons. Gene Ontology annotation, biological process: intrinsic apoptotic signaling pathway in response to endoplasmic reticulum stress. The record is from RefSeq and is a predicted model, not a curated record.
AGGCAGGGGAGAGGGCGGGGGCGGCAGGAGGCCAUGCCUCCAGCUGCGGAGGCUGCCGCACAGCUGGAGCGGCCGCGGUCACCUGCGCGGCGCCAUCGCCCUUGCGCUCGCGGUGUCCAGCCGGCGGCGGCGGACUUCACAGUGCGCGGCGAGAGUCAGCACGGAGGGCGCCCGGCGUAGGCGGCGGCGGGUGUGGGCCGAGCCGGUAUUUAUAGCUCGGUGACAGCAGCGGCGGCAGCGACGCCGCGGGUCCGUCUCGCUGCGCUUCCCAGCGAGGCCGCCGGUGCGCCGGAGAGCUGUGCUUGACCCGGUCUCCCGUGUGCAGUCGCCCGGAGCCUGCUCGGCCCCCUUCGGGUAAACUGCGGCAUCGAAGUUUUGAAGGAUGGGUAAAGAUUUCCGCUAUUACUUCCAGCAUCCCUGGUCUCGCAUGAUUGUGGCUUACUUGGUGAUCUUCUUUAAUUUCUUAAUCUUUGCGGAGGACCCAGUUUCUCACAGCCAAACAGAAGCCAAUGUUAUUGUUGUUGGAAACUGUUUUUCAUUUGUAACAAAUAAAUACCCUAGAGGAGUUGGCUGGAGGAUUUUGAAGGUGCUUCUAUGGCUACUUGCCAUUCUCAUAGGACUAAUAGCUGGCAAAUUUCUCUUCCAUCAGCGUUUGUUUGGUCAGUUGCUCCGGUUAAAAAUGUUUCGAGAGGAUCAUGGAUCUUGGAUGACGAUGUUCUUCAGCACAAUUCUCUUUCUCUUCAUCUUCUCUCACAUAUAUAACACGAUUCUUCUGAUGGAUGGGAACAUGGGAGCAUAUAUCAUUACAGACUAUAUGGGCAUCCGCAAUGAAAGUUUCAUGAAAUUAGCUGCAGUAGGGACCUGGAUGGGGGACUUUGUCACAGCUUGGAUGGUCACUGAUAUGAUGCUGCAGGACAAACCUUAUCCUGAUUGGGGAAAAUCUGCAAGAGCUUUCUGGAAGAAAGGAAAUGUUAGGAUCAUUUUAUUCUGGACAGUUCUUUUUACUCUGACUUCUGUGGUCGUACUUGUCAUUACAACUGACUGGAUCAGCUGGGACAAACUGAACCGAGGAUUUUUGCCCAGUGAUGAGGUUUCCAGAGCGUUCCUUGCUUCUUUCAUCUUGGUCUUUGACCUUCUUAUUGUAAUGCAGGACUGGGAAUUCCCCCAUUUCAUGGGAGAUGUUGAUGUAAACCUCCCUGGUUUGCACACUCCUCACAUGCAAUUCAAGAUUCCUUUUUUCCAGAAAAUCUUCAAGGAAGAAUACCGCAUUCACAUAACAGGUAAAUGGUUUAACUAUGGAAUUAUAUUUCUCGUCUUGAUUUUGGAUCUUAAUAUGUGGAAGAACCAAAUAUUUUAUAAACCUCAUGAAUAUGGGCAGUAUAUUGGCCCAGGGCAGAAGAUAUAUACAGUGAAAGACUCAGAAAGCUUAAAGGAUUUGAACAGAACCAAGCUGUCCUGGGAAUGGAGGGCCAAUCAUACUAACCCUCAGACUAAUAAAACAUAUGUUGAGGGAGACAUGUUCUUGCACAGCAGAUUCAUAGGGGCUAGCCUUGAUGUCAAGUGUCUGGCCUUUGUUCCAAGUUUAAUAGCUUUUGUGUGGUUUGGAUUCUUCAUUUGGUUCUUUGGACGGUUUUUGAAAAAUGAGCAAGGCAUGGAGAAUCAAGACAAAACUUACACUCGCAUGAAAAGAAAAUCCCCAUCAGAACACAGCAAAGACAUGGGAAUCACACGAGAAAAUACCCAGGUCUCAGUGGAAGACCCACUGAACGACCCUCCUUUGGUUUGCAUCAGGUCUGACUUCAACGAAAUUAUUUACAAGUCCUCCCACAUGACAUCCGAAAACUUGAGCUCCCACCUGAAUGAAUCCACCAGUGCAACAGAAGCUGAUCAAGACCCAACGACUUCUAAAAGUACCCCUACGAACUAGGUUCACUUAUGUGGAGAUAGCACAAAAAGUAACCUUGAGUGUAACUUUAAAAGGUUAGUCUUUCCUUUUGUAAAUGUAAGGUUUACGUAGUGCUAGGUAAAGAAUACGAACAAUGCCACAAAGGUGCUCAACAUGCUUUUUCUAGGACUCAUUGUUUUCUAUUUGUAUUAUGAUACAUGUGCCUACUAUAUAUUUAACAGUCCUCUAGAGAUUGCUUUUCACAAUUGCACAAGCUAUGUACUGACUUUCCAGCAUAGUAGAUUAGCCAAUUACCCAUGUAUCUGAUGUUCAACCAUAGUGGUGCCUUGAGACAUUAAACUGUUUUUAACUGUACCAGAAAUGAAGUGUGGAACAGUUCUCUAACCUGGAUUUUUUUUUUUUAUACAACUAUUUUGAUUUACACUUGAUGUCUGAGCAGGAAACAGAUAUUGCCAAGGUGUGGUUCAGGAAGGAUCUCUUGGUUAUCUCUUCAGCAGCAGAUUUGGUGACUUUGACACCUGCACUGCAGAGAAGCAUAGUGAUCACCUUUUAUAUUGUAUUGGCUGUCUGCCAAAUACAAAUACAGAUGCAAAAUUCAGUAAGACGAGAACUGUAAUCCAAUGUGGGUCACUACUCAUGAAAUGUGACUUUCUCCAACCAGUAAUUACAAUUAGGUGAUAAUACCUAAUUAUGUUUUCCUAAUUAAAGAUAAAUUGCUACUUGAUUAAAAAUCCUGCCCUUUACCUUUGGGAACAAAGGUUAAGAGGUGCAGUUGGGUGAACUCUCAAACUCAUUGGCAUUUACACAAAGCCCCAGACAACCAAGGAAUUGAAUUUGUAAUCAUGUGGAGGCUGCACAGUUCACCAUCUACAAUAUUUGGACAUUUUUGUGUAAAUAUGGUUCUGGACAGUGAAAAUUGAAAAGUAUGCCAACCCUGAGCAAGUGAACUGCUCUACAGUGGAAUCUUGUGUGAUGGAAAAAACUGUACAAGGAGGAAAAUAUUUAGUGUCUUCCAUGUGUGUGCGUUUUUUGGUUUUGGUUUCAUUUUUUAAAGAACUAAACAUCGCAUAUUAAUAAAUAAGAAUUAU